Messenger RNA from Anneissia japonica, 825 nucleotides. RefSeq names its product zinc finger SWIM domain-containing protein 7-like. NCBI's taxonomy places the organism in Eukaryota, Metazoa, Echinodermata, Crinoidea, Comatulida, Comatulidae. The record is from RefSeq and is a predicted model, not a curated record. Bases 248 to 664 code for a protein of 138 amino acids. Gene Ontology annotation, biological process: double-strand break repair via homologous recombination. Gene Ontology annotation, cellular component: Shu complex. Gene Ontology annotation, molecular function: zinc ion binding. The transcript has 7 exons.
GUCUAAGCCAGUAAAUUCAUAGGGAAGCUAGGCCUAAAGAGAAGCAAUAUCUGCCUAGACCUAUCAGGUAGCCUAGGCCUAUCUAUAUUGGUUAGACACAGAGGGUCGCAUGGAUUGGCUAGGAAUGAUCUGAUUCUCUUCCCACACCCCACCCGCACUAGGCCCUGGGCUAGGCCUAGACCAGGCUUGGCUAGCUAUAUAAUAGCUUUUUUUUUAUUGACUUGGAUUGCUUCUAUUUUUAAAGAAGAUGAGUUUAUUAAAUGAUGUUCACAUGCAAUUGAUCCUGCAGGUUAAGACUGCUUACAAGAACCACAAUCCAUUGAGUGAUCAGCUACUUUCUGCUUUGAAUUUUGUGCAGCAACGUCCUCUAUUACAAGCAUUUGAUCUUGUUGAUCGGAAAAAUGUCACUAGAGUCACAUGUCCUGCUGGUCGAACAGUUUUUCAGGUAUGUGGAAGUUCUGGUAAGCUGUACACUUGUUUUGCAUCUUCAAACUUCUGCUCCUGCCCUGCAUAUGUGUUUUCAGUUUUGAAGAAAAAGGAUGUUUCAAUGUGUAAGCAUGUGCUAGCUGUUGAACUAAGCUGUGCCACUGGUUCAUGCAGGGAUUUGAGUGUGUCUGAUGAAGAGUUGACACAAAUGUUGCUGUCGAACUUAGCAACAACUUGAACAACAGUGGGUACAUUUUAGAUAAAAAAUGUUGCUUUCAAUCUUAUUAACAACUUGAACAACAGAUGAAGCAUUUAUGAUACAAAUGUUGCUGUCAAACUUAGUAACAACUUGAGUAACAUAGGAAGCAGUUUUCUUACAAAUGUUGCUGUCAGACUUAG